AAUAAUUUGACAACGAGAAACAUAUUUUUUGAAUGAUUUUAUGGACAAAUAUAUAUAGAAUACAGACUCAUUACACUUUUAACAGCAAGACUGUGGGCAUGGUUCAGAAGUAUAUAUAAUAAUGGUAGAGAUUUCUUAGUUUCUACUCGCACUGUGGUAGAACUAUGUGGAGGCUCAAGAUUGCGGCUGAGGCUGGAGAUGGCCCUCACUUGUUCAGCACCAACAACUACGUAGGCAGGCAGAUUUGGGAGUUUGAUGCAAACUCAGGCUCUCCAGAAGAACGUGAAGAGGUCGAUAGAGCUCGUCAGAAUUUUUCCCUAAACCGUUCUUGUUUCAAGGCUAGUGCUGAUCUCCUCUGGCGCAUGCAGUUUCUGAGAGAGAAGAAGUUUAAACAGAAAAUUCCUCAAGUAAUUAUAGAAAAUGCAGAGGAAAUAACCUAUGAAGACGCAAGGGCAGCAUUGAGGAGAGGGGUACUUUAUUUUGCGGCCUUACAGGCUGAUGAUGGACAUUGGCCUGCUGAAAAUUCUGGUUCUAUGUUCUUCAACGCCCCCUUUUUCAUAUCCUUGUACAUCACUGGCCAUCUUGAGAAAAUUUUCACUCCUGAGCAUCGCAAAGAAUUCAUGCGUUACCUGUAUAACCAUCAGAACGAUGAUGGUGGAUGGGGAAUACAUGUGGAGGGCCACAGUGUUAUGUUCUGUACAGUCCUCAACUACGUCUGUCUUAGAAUUUUUGGGAUGGAUCAAGAAAGUGUUUGUGCAAGAGCACGUAAGUGGAUCAUCGACCAUGGUGGUGCCGCGUAUACGCCCUUGUUUGGAAAGAUUUGGCUUUCGGUUCUUGGAGUGUAUGAUUGGUCUGGUUGCAAGCCCAUGCCACCUGAGUUCUGGAUGCUUCCUUUGUCGUCUCCUUUUAACGGAGGAAUUGUUUGGAUUUAUUUACGAGACAUUUUCAUGGCUGUGUCAUACUUGUAUGGAAAAAAAUUUGUCGCUACUCCAACACCUCUAAUAGCACAGCUCCGGGAAGAGCUUUAUCCUCAGCCAUACAACAAAAUCAAAUGGAGUCAAGCGCGCAAUCUAUGUGCAAAGGAAGAUCUAUACUAUCCACAGUCUUUUUUGCAAGAUAUGUUUUGGAAAAGUGUUCAUGUGUUCUCAGAGAACCUCUUAAACCAAUGGCCUCUCAACAAGCUCCUAAGACAAAGAGCUCUCCGAAAGACAAUGGAAAUAAUUCACUAUCACGAUGAAUCCACUCGAUAUAUUACCGGUGGAUGUGUACAAAAGCCGUUUCAUAUGCUUGCUUGUUGGGUAGACGACCCAGACGGUGAUUAUUUUAAGAAACAUCUUGCUCGAGUCUCAGAUUUCAUAUGGAUAGGCGAAGAUGGUCUGAAAAUCCAGUCUUUUGGUAGCCAGUUAUGGGAUACGGCCUUAUCGCUGGAGGUCUUGUUAGCUGCUGACAUGGAUGAUGAGAUUAGCUCAACGUUGAUCAAAGGAUACGACUUCUUGAAGAAAUCUCAACUGACAGAGAACCCUCCCGGUGAUCACAGGAAAAUGUUUCGAGAGAUAACGAAAGGCGCGUGGACCUUUUCAGACCGAGAUCAAGGAUGGGCUGUUUCUGAUUGCACUGCUGAGAGUCUAGAGUGCUGCCUAAUCUUUGAGAGCAUGCCAAUGUUGGGUGAGAAAAUGGAUGCAGAGAAGCUGUACGAUGCCGUUAAUUUGCUUCUAUACUUUCAGAGCAAGAAUGGAGGUUUAGCUGUGUGGGAGCCUGCUCGUGGGAAUACCUGGCUUGAGUGGCUGAGUCCCGUGGAGUUUGCCGAAGACUGAUAUGCCUCUAAGAGUGUAUGUGUCGAAGAAGAAGCAACAGAAAGGGAAGGAGACAGUUAAAUGAAAAGCUGAGCUGGCAUUAGUUGCUAGAGUUUUCAUUUAAGUAAUCAAUAAUAUUGUUCACGAGUCUUGCAUUAGAAAAGGCUCGUUAGCCAGUUACGGAGGGGGCGUUCUGUUGAGAAUCAUUUGUGGCUUGAUCUCGAGCUGUGAGAUUCAAGAGUUGGCUUAGUACUCUGUGUGUAGAGACUAGGAGGGGUGGUUGGGUGGUUCGUAAUAAGAAUACUCUUUAGUUCUUAACAAAUUGGUGUGGUGGAGCGUUAUGGAUCGAAUCGAUCGCGACGAUGACGAGAGCGACGACGUUGGAAUCGUUAGCACAGACGGUGGCGUCGAACUACGCCGAACAACAAGAAUCGACGGGGAUGCUACGAGCAUCGAUGAAGAGCCUAGAAGAGAAGUUCUCCGAACUUUUCAACAUCUUAACCAAGGGUACGGCGGCGAC
Messenger RNA from Brassica napus (rape), 2313 nucleotides. RefSeq names its product seco-amyrin synthase-like. The coding region runs from base 165 to 1814 and encodes 549 amino acids. The record is from RefSeq and is a predicted model, not a curated record. NCBI's taxonomy places the organism in Eukaryota, Viridiplantae, Streptophyta, Magnoliopsida, Brassicales, Brassicaceae. The transcript has 12 exons. Gene Ontology annotation, cellular component: lipid droplet. Gene Ontology annotation, biological process: triterpenoid biosynthetic process. Gene Ontology annotation, molecular function: beta-amyrin synthase activity.